AUGGGCCUUGGUGUCUUUGAAGACCAGAGGCUUGACCACGUGCCGGGAACGGUAUUGCUCAACGACGAAGCCGCGCACGCCGAAAAUCUCACGCAGCGACUGAAACAUGGUCAAGGACGCGAUGCCCAUUUGGUGCUAUCUCCCCAGCCUAGUGAAGACCCUAACGACCCCUUGAAUUGGUCUCUGGUGAAGAAGGAGGUCAUGAUUGCCAUUCUUUGCCUUGGGGCCAUGUUGAAUGCGGGGACUAAUGGACCAUUCCUCAAUGCUUCUUACUUUUCGAUGGCGCAACAACUUAAUUUAGACAUCAAUAAGAUUGUUGUAGCCUCCGGAUACAACCUACUUGCUGCUGGCUGCAUUGGACCACUUGUCUCUGCGUUUAGUCGCAAAUAUGGAAAGCGGCCCGUCUACCUAGUAUCAACCCUCUUUGAUAUCAUUGGUACCGCAAUUGGUCAAGCUAAGAUCGACUAUAAAUACCUCUUAGCUGCACGUAUUAUCCAAGGAUUCUCUACCUCAGCUUUCGAGUCCCUUAUAGUGGCCACUGUUGGCGAUAUCUAUUUUGUCCAUCAGCGGGGGCUCCGUAUCGCCAUUAUUAACUUUAUCUUAAACGCGGCUUCAAGUUUAGCGUCGAUUAUCUGCGGACAAGUUUUCGAAAGUCUCGGUUGGCUAUGGCUUUUCCAUAUGUUUCAGAUCUUCUUGGUUUUCCAAUUUGUUCUUAUGUUCCUCUUCUGUCCUGAAACUACUUAUAUUCGCGAGGACCGAUAUAACACUGAUGUCACGCGUAACGAGAAGUUUGAGGAGGUUGCAGUUAUGGAGCAAGAGCAUGAGAACCAAGGAGACGAGCAAGGUCGAGACGUAGGCCUCGAUACUCCAAAAAAGAAGACAUUCGCACAAGAACUUCAGGUAUGGAGUGGAGUAUACUCGAAAGACAACGUCAUCAAGUUUUUAAUUGGUCCUUUCCUAACUCUACUUAAUCCUGCUGCAUGCUACGCAGUUAUCGGUUCAGGAUUACUAAACAGCUGGUAUGUCGGCUCCGCAAUUAUCCUUGCAGGGAUUUUCUCUGGCCCUCCAUGGAAUUUCAACGCGGCGCAGAUUGGAUAUACGGGUGCUGGCCCUUUCGUUGGCGGUCUAAUUGGUUCUCUCUUCUGCGGAUUCCUUGGUGACUAUGUCAUAAAGGCGAUGACUAAGAAGAAUAAGGGUGUUUACGAACCAGAGUUCCGGCUUGUAUUUAUGCUCCCAGCCGGCAUUGCAAUGGGUGCCGGUAUGUUCUUGUUCGGAUAUACGCUGGAAAUUGGUGCACCGGCGGAGGUAUGUGCGUUCUUACAAGGUCUCAUGAUGUUUGGAGUCCUCAUCGGGAUUUUCGCAACUCUAUCCUAUGGUCUCGACUCCUUUCGAACCCAAAGUAGUGAGAUCUUUGUCAUGAACAUGCUUUUUAAGAACUUCAUGUUUUAUGGGCUUUCCAACUUUGCGAAUCCAUGGGUAGCUUCCAAAGGACCUGAAGAGAUCAUGUACGUGUUCGGAGGUACAUCCAUUUUCAUCUCGCUGUUGGGUAUCCCUGUGUACAUGUACGGAAAACGCCUUAGAAGCUGGUGGACACGUCAUGAUCUGUUCAAGACCCUGAAGAUGGAGACUUCUGGACCGGAAAGUCACAUGGGAUGA
Messenger RNA from Exophiala aquamarina CBS 119918, 1656 nucleotides. RefSeq lists its product as uncharacterized. The transcript has 7 exons. Lineage: Eukaryota; Fungi; Ascomycota; Eurotiomycetes; Chaetothyriales; Herpotrichiellaceae. The coding region runs from base 1 to 1656 and encodes 551 amino acids. Gene Ontology annotation, molecular function: transmembrane transporter activity. The record is from RefSeq and is a predicted model, not a curated record. Gene Ontology annotation, biological process: transmembrane transport.